AUGCCCUCACCUCCUAUUUCACCUACACCGAGGAGAUGGCGCUCAUCGCCUGAUCAACCCCAUCCCGAUUUCGCAGCUUUACUAUCAACAUUCGAACAACCUUCUUCAUCAUCUUCUGCUCCUCAUUCUCCCAAUUCAGUUCCUGAAUGGGCGACUCCAAGAGGUGUACUUUCCGACGACAAUGACAAUGAUGAAGCGGAAGUAGAGUAUCUCACUGCUACCGCCGGGGAUACUUCUACAGCGACCAUCAAUCCAGAUAUCGAUAUUGAGAUUAGAACUACCUCUCCUUCACCUCAACGUCCAGCAGGAUCGACUCGACAACAACAUUCAGAUCUUGGUUCGCCGCUCUUGCCGCCAAAUAGAGGACAGCUGUUUGGUGAAGACUUUGAAAGAAAUGAACUCUCGCUUGGACCUCGUGGUAUAUUCUCCAACGAGGCUCCACCUGCUCAAUCCUUCGAAUCUUCCUACCCUAUCCCCCCUCAAGCUACCGGCCAAUCCACAGCAACUAUCGAUGCAGCGUACGAUGGUGUCUUAUCACAACUUGACGCUUUGGCAAAUCCUAUCCCUACAAGACUUCCAUUCGCACCCUCGUCGUCGUCUUCCUCAUCAACCAAUCCAUACUUACCUCCAAGCACCUUCCAUCCUAUGCCUAUCAGACAACCUCUAGUCGGAUUGGGAAUCAACAUGAACCCUCAACCACCCACUUCACCUGGUCUGGGGAACUACCAGCACGGUAAUUUAUCGAGACUAUCUACUGUCACAGAACGAACGGAGAAGUCAUCUUCACCCACAAGCUCUCAUGGGCGUUCAAACUCUCAUUCACAGACCUUAUCGCCUACUUUCCCUGGUGCGUAUCGAGAAGGUCCUUCAAAAGCUGGUUCAGCUUCUGCAUCGACGAUAGCAGGCAAAUAUCCUUUACCGCCCAGUCCCACCAAAGUACCUUCAUCACCUGUCAAGGGACCUCGAUCAGCUUUCUCGACUGGUACGGGUACUGCUCCAGGUAGUGCAGCUGGUACACCUCAGGGUACGCCUAAAAAGACUUCGGAUCUCAUCAAGAUGUUCGAAUCUAGAGGAGAUAGUGCCGCUCCGCCACCUCAACCCAAAUUCGUUCCUACUUCUCCCUCUAAAUCUACUCCCUUAAAAACUUCUUCAGCUCCCACUUCGAGAAUAGCAGGUCUACCUAACGAAGGAGUCAAGCCGGUUUUUGGAAUUGGUGAUCAUGUCCCACCAUCAUCGUUCCGAGGACUACCAACGGCCUCUUCCGGUCCUACUCCACCACCCAAACCACCCUCUCCUCUCUCUCAAGUAAGAGGUAUGAUAGCUUCCUGGAGAGCUAGAUCGGGUACCAUAUCUCAAAGACCUUCCGGAUCAUCUGGCCUUGGAGCUAGUCCAGGUAACGAUGGUGCUUCGGGACUGUUCAGGAGUGGUACGGGCGAUAAAGGUUGGAAUGUAUCUAUCAGAAGGCGGAGGAGGAAUGAAAGAGAACUGGCUGAACAAGCUGAAGACUCUCAUGAAAAAGAAAAAUCCUCUGAACAAAGAGAAAGAGAGCAGGAGGAAGAAGAGAAGAGGUCGGAAAAGAGUAGUGAUAUACACGAGGAGAGGAAGGGCGAGGAAGCUCCUAGUAGAUCAGGUAGUUUGAGGAGCGAUAAGAAAUCUUCUGAACCUAAACAAUUGACCGGGGAUCCUAUCAAAACGGGAGCAUUGUAUUAUCUGAAUGUGCAUGAUCAAGAUUCCAGACCCAAUUUCAAGUGGGUACAAGCGGAUGGUAGAUUGUAUAAUGAAGGAUUGGAAUUGAAUUGGGUAAGCGAUAAGGGAAGAGCCACCGUGACUUUGGAUCUAGAGUUUUGUGAUGAGGUCGCUUCUACCUAUAGUCCGAAUAAUCCUAUGGCUGGGGAUGACAUUGGUGCUGCUGCUGCGAGAAGACAGGGUCCAUUGGCAGAUAGCCUUUAUCCCUUCAAACUUGUCUACGAUGAUGGAGUUGAAAGAUUGGCAUGUGAUAGUGCUAGAGAUCGAGUUCGAUGGGUCAACGCUAUUUGGACAGUACUUGAACGAACUCGAGCUGCACCUUCAGCAUCCCUUCGAGCCAAUCGAUCAUCGUCCGAUCAUGGUUCGGAAGCAGGUGGUUCAGCUUCUACCCACUUUACACCUACUGAAGGAAGCCAGACAGUUCCUUCUUCACCUCUGCCGAGCAGUACCGGUUCUCACCCACUGUAUACUACCGAUGAUGCGGUCAUCGAGACUUCUGGUGGUCUUCAUGCUCCGAUCGUGCAACGAGGUAGUAGGAAACUCGCUGCUGGUGGAUUAGAGCGGACUAGAAGUCUAAGAAGAGUAACCAGUGAAGCUGAUCUCAAGGAAGUUUCCGCUCCUCCUUUACCUGAGAAAGAUAUCCCUCUUUCUCCAAGGACUACGACUGGCGCUGGUAUUCAAGAUGUACCCCUCACUGCUGAAAAUGCUGAAAGACCUUUGUCAAGGGAUUUUACCUUUGCUCACGGUAUCAAACCACCAACUCUCUUCAGUGCCCCUUCAGAAGGUUCGUCGAACUUCCAGACUCCUGCUACUGGAUUUCAAUCUCUUGGGGGCACUUCUUCACAGUAUAAUACUGCCACUCCCGGUACUGUCAGUCAACCUUUGUCAAGUCGAUCCAUAUACACCAAUGCAAGGUCAGAAAUAGCUCCUACGCCUACGAUUGUCGACCAACCUCUGUCGGUGUAUACUGCAGCAAUGGGAACUCCUGCUUCCUCCAGCCAGCCAUGGUCUGCUCAUACUGUUCCGCCACCAGCCCCUUCGACUGUCGGUGGUUACCAAUCUGCAAAAGACUUUAGCUCAGGUCAAUCCACAUAUACCGCUCCUCACGGACCACCUUCGACCAUUGGCGAUUAUCAAUCUGCGAAAGACUUCCAUUCAGGUCAGUCCAUGUACGCUGUCACUCCUGCGACUAUCACUCGACCUCUCUCCGAACAAGCGUGGACUGCUCAACCUGGAUCUUCCACCCCGGCUGGGACCACUAGAGGUAUACCUUCUUCUGCCUCGGUAUAUACUGGUCGACCUGGUUCAGCAAAGCCUGCAGCUACUACUCGGGAUGGACCAUCUUCUCCAUCCUUGUUUACAGCUCAGCCUGGUGCUCAGACGCCUCUAACGACCACCGAACCUUGGACCACUGCCUCACCUGGUACUGCUAGACCACUACCUUCCGAACAAGCAACAGCCGAGGCUUUCUCUCCCACAGCUUCAAGCUGCACUGCUAAACCAGGCUCUCAAGCUCAAACUCCUGCAGCAACCGUUCGAGGAAUGUCGACUCCUUCAAGUCACACUGCCGUGCCUGGUCCUAACACACCUACCCCGAUGGGUACAGCUCAGCAAUUCUCCUCGAUCUCGAGUCAAACCGCAGUAGCACCACCAAGUCUGUCUGCACCGAUGGGUACCGCUCAGCAGUUCAGCAUCGAGCACUCAGGCCACACCGGACCCACUCCAGCAAGUACUGCUCAGCCAUGGACCUCAGUCACUUCGGCACACACUCCUCGAGGCCCAUCUCCUUCGGACCCUGUACGCUAUACACCCGCAGGAGUUCCUCAGGUAGCUAUCUCAGGUGCUUCCCCAAGUGCACCUCCUACCGAUGAAGGACGAUCUCCAUAUGGUACAGCUCAGCAGACUAUCACCACCGGUCUGACAGCCCCCACUCAUCCUUUCGGAAGUGCUCGAAAUGGUACCGAAGGAUAUACUGCGGCAUCUGGAUUGCUUGGAUCCCCUUUCCAUACUCCACCUCCGGGAGAUCGAUCUUCUUCUCGUAUGUCAAGGAGCUCAGGAGUUUCCUUCGCUACGGCUCCUCCACCUGUGCCAUCUCGAGAUUCCCACUACUCUACCGCUUCACCUGGCAACACAAGUACCAAAGCUUCGUCGACUCCCUCGAGUCCAACAAGGUAUUCAUUGCAUGACGCACCAGUACCAACUUACGCUGAAUCUGCUAGAACACCUUCAGUAUACCCUACCGCCACUCAGGGUGAUAGCUACUUUACUGCUCAAGCACCAGGCCGACCAGCGUCAGAAUAUGGUACCGCUAACGAAGCUGAUCUCCAACGAUCAGAAUAUCACGAACGACCACCUGCAACUCGAUAUGCUACCGCCACUACCGAUCCUCGAUAUACCGGUUCGAUGGGUACCGCACCUACAACACCCAGUAGAUCACCCAGAUCAUCAGAAUGGGAAACUGCACCUCCUCCACCUAUAUCUAGAACAGCUUCUUCGGAUGCACAUUCGAGUUCGGAUCGAUUAACGGACGGUCUUACCUCGAGAAGAGGUAGUAGAGCUUGGACCCAGAUCUCUCAUCCCGACUCGGAUGAUGAGCUGCUAGCUGACUUGGAAAGAAGAUCUUCCAAUGGCAGUAGUGUUUCGAGAAGGACUAAAUCGAAAUACACAACUGCUACCACUGCACCUACACCCUCUAGAACUGCCUAUACGGCUCGAACGUUCGAUCAAACAUCGAGGACUCCUUUGGGCACUGCUAGGGAGAAUACGAUAUAUACUGGUGCUAGAGAGACUGUGUAUUCGAAUGCUACAGACUGGCAGACUUUACCUUCGAACUAUACUACUGUACCUGCUACUCAAUCGUAUUACACCGCGAAGACUUCUCAGACAGCUCCUAUCAGAGCUGAAGCUCCUCCACCAUUAUCGUUCAAGCCUGGUGAGCCGGAGGGUGUCUCGACAGCCUCGACGAUACCUAGUCGACGGAUCGCAAGAGUCCCACCUCCGGCAUUAUCCUUAUCUCCUGCUCUACCUGCGCCACAACCUGCCGCACCGCCUUCUCCAGUCGUCGUGGCUCCUCAGAUCCGGCAAAUGCCACCUCCUUCGCCUUCUUUCCCCUCUUCUAUUCCUGCUACAUCGAGAUCACCAACUACCGAUGUGUCCAGUACUAUGAUGACGGCGACGACGAGAGAUCUGGCUACCGGAAGUGAUGUCAAUAGGUUGCUCAACUUCUUGCAAGGUCAGGAACAAGCCAAGCACGGUCAAAACACUCGAGUUGGUAAUCAGCUUGAUCGGAUCGAGCGAAAGGUCAACCAAAUAGCGGAGAAUCAAACCGCUUUAGCAGACAGAGACGGUCCACCACCUGUUCCUUCGAAAGAUCCCGAUGACUCACCUCCAUCAUCACCUUCAUCGAUCACUUCAACCACCUCGUCGACUUCGACUGCACGACCCGUCACUCCGCCACCACUGAUUAUACCUGAAGUGAUCAAUCAGCAAUUCGAUGACCUCAGAAAUUUGCUUGGUACCCUCAUCGGGAGACAAGAAGAUCUCUUGGGUCGACAAGACGAAUUGGCCCAAGAGAUGAACCGAAGGAGAAGCUUCGAUGUCGAACUGCCUGAUAGAGGACCAGGUAUGGCUCGACUCGAAGAUCUACUCAAGAGGGUACUUCAGCGUGUUGGAGAUAGCGAGUUCGCAGAUGAACUGCCGUUGCCACAAAAGGAGAAGAGAAUGUACCCUUCCUCUUAUCCCGCCACGCCUAAGACUGAAGGUACGAGAGAGGGAUCGAUGUAUGAAGGAGGCGAUAGCGUAUAUGGUAGUGAAUUUGGUGCAAGAGGUAGAAACGCUCCGGCCAACUCGAUUGCAUCGAGCUUUGACAGACGACGGAGAAGACCAAUGAGCGAAGUCUCAUCUAAGCUGAUGGAAGGUGAAAUACCUGAACCAGAGUUUGAUGAAGAAUUCGCUUUGUCUGGAUUACCGCCUGAUACGCCACCUGAGGAGUUCAUCUCUCGUCAACCUCAAUUCCCUCGUCAUUUGGCAGGUCAACGACCCAGACAAGGUCCGAUUCCUGCUCAACAGCCUGUCCAACCUCAAUAUGUUCCUCAACCUGCUCCUAUCCAAGAACAACCUGAAGAAGAGGAGUACUAUGAAGAAGAACCUGAACAACAAUACGAGCCUGAACCUGAACCCGAACCGGAGUAUGAACCAACACCUGAGCCACAACCCGAGGCGAUGACUGAAUAUGAACCUACUCCACCUCCUGCACCAAGGGAAAUGACACCCCAACAGACGCCGCUUCAACCUCCCGUACCGUACCGAACUGAUGAUGAUUAUCAAAAUGAUAAUGGACAAUAUGCCGAUGAGGGUAUCCAAAGAGGACCUUAUAGACCUGGACCACCGCCUCAACCUGUCGAUCUACCUACGCCUGUGAACUCGCCUCGGAACAUGCCACCGUACCAACCUACUCAAUCUGGUAUGAGACCUGGUUUCGCGCCUGCUCCCGGAAUGCCUCCUCCUCCUAUCCCUGGUCCCGGCAUGACUGAUGUGCCUAGGCCUUCGUUGCCUAGAAUUGCUGGUGUUCGUGAUCCGAUUUCUACUACCUACUUCCGACGUGGUUUCCCUCCUGGACCUAUGGGGCCUAUGGGUCCAAUGGGUAUGUUCCCUGGACCAAUGGGAAUUCCUGGUCCUGGUAUGGGUCCGUUUAUGCCUGGUCUACGUCCUGGAAUGCCCGGUUUUGGUGGUCCGAUCGGUCCUAAUGUUAAUCCUUCUCUUCGUCGAAACGGUUUUUUCCCUCCUGGUGUCAACUCGACUACAGGCGAUUAUGGUCUCCCCGCUGCUGCUCGAUAUGGUAAUGCUGGUCUUCCUCCUAGUGGUCCUACGUCAAUGGGUGUUCCCAGACCACCUUCUGGAAAUACCACCACUGUCGAUACUGGUCUCGGAAAUACUACUACUGAAUCUACUGUUACGACUCCAUCUGUCACAUCUGUCACUACUGAAGAGAUCGUUACUCCCGCUGCUCCUACGAUCGUACUUCAAGAACCGAUACACAUGCCCACGGAACAUGCGAUGACUGCUGAUUUGCCACCUAUACCUCUUUCCGCUUCUCAAGUUGGUACAGACGACAGUUUCAGACGUGCUCUGGGUAAUACUCAAACACUGGCCGCUGCUCAAGGCGAACAACAAAACGAAAUGUCCAGAUACCUCCAUGGAAUGAGCGACCAGAUUGCCGAUGGAACUAUGGCAACUCAAAAUCAAUUAGCUGAAAUUUUAGGUGAUAUAGCAGCAUUGAGAGAACAGAUCAAACCUAAACAUGUUCACGCUCGAGUCUUACCUGAUGGAACUGUCAUGCUUGAUAAUGGAGAUAUCGUCGAUGGAAUAAGAGGUGCUCCUGCACCUGUCACUCCUGGUGCACCACCCCCACCACCACCGCCUGUGUCUGCCUCACAUGUCGAGGGUAGAAUCUUGCCCGAUGGAACGGUCAUGGUUGGCGGUAAGAUCGUAGAUGGAAUCAAAGGAGCUCCGUCGGUCGCUGCUCCUGGUACACCUAUGAUGGAACUGGAUGAAAAAGUUGAGGAAACUGCGAAAGAUAUGGAACAAGAUAGAAGAUUGGCUGAACUUCAGGAGAAGAUCGAAGAACUCAUGAGCAAGACCGCGCCACCACCGCCAGUUUCUGUCCCGGCACCUGCACCUGCUGAAAGAAUUUUCGAAGAAGAGGAGAUCAUCUCAAUGAGGGGCGAUUCCGGUACCGAAGCUCCUGAGCUGACACCUAUGCCUAUUCCUACUACACUCGAUGAUCCUACUCCUCUUCCUACACCUGCUCCUGCUCUUACUACAAUGGGCACACCUGCUCCUACUGUGGCUCCCACGGCCCUUGGACCGAACACCGACGUUCGACGAGAGAAACAGGUCAUCAAAGAGCGAGAAGUCAUCCGAGAAGGUCCAGUCGGUGGUCGUCAUAAGGAGGUCACUGUUGUCGAUGAGCUGGAAAGAGACAUGGUUACUACUGUUCCUCCUGGAUCACUUCCACCCGGAUCAGUCCCAUUGGUGACUUCUAUUUUACCUGCUGGAUCGGCUCCACCUGGAACUGUACUAGCUGAAGAAGAGAAUGUCGCUGUUACUGCUGUCCCGACCGCACCAGGAUCUGGAGGUGCUGCUGCUUCCGGUACGUCCCCACCCCCACCUCCUACCGUUCCACUCUCGAUCUCGGUGCCGACUGCAGUUCCAACAGCUGCAGGUCCAGGCACCAUCCCACCGUCGACAAGACUCAACCAAAGAACCGGGAAACCGCUCACCUUACCUCCUCCUCUUUCCACCCAUUCCAUGUCACCUAUUCAAACUGAAUCUGGUCUUGCUCCACCUACUCUACCUCACUUGAUACGUGAAGAGCAUGAAGAGAUCAUCUCCCGACCUGCUGAUGGAGGGCUACCUACUCAUACGCAUACUACCACUCGAACGUAUACUCAGGUUCCUGCUGGUUCUGGUCCCGCUGGCUCCGGUCUGCCUCCUGCGACUGUAAUGGGCGAUGCACCUAUAUCAGCUGUGCCUCCUAGUGUUGGUCCUUCGGCUUCCGUUCAUCCAUCAGCUGGUAAAGCUGCUACUGUCGUGCCAAUCGCAGCGGCUGCGCCUCCUGCUUCCGUGACUCCAUCUGCUUCUGGUGUUCCUUCAAUGCCUAUCAUUGCUCCCGGCACCCACAGAUCUGACCAUCAAAGCGUUGUCGAACAGGCACCACCGAAUAUCUCCUCUACCAAGACUUCUCACGAAACUCAAACGGUGGCUCCUGGACCAGUACCCAUCGACUCGAAGAAUGAAUCCACUUCUCAUACGGUCCAUCCGGGAGUUUCAAACGCUGAUCCUUCUGCUGUGGUUCCCCCUCCUACUGCGCCAUCUGCUCAGGCUCCUCCACCGCAAACAGCAAGUAACGUACCAUCUGAUCCUAGACCAGUGUGGGACACCAAUCAUCCGAAAUCACCUAAACCCUCUAAAGCCACUUCUCUUGCUAACGUUCCUACGGAGAAACCAGCGUCUGUUGCUGGUGGUCCUCCACCUGCUACAACUGCUGCUAAUGUUCCCUCGGUUGCUGAGGCACCUGCACCAAUUGUCAGUGAUACCGGAAUGGUGGCUCCUCCACCUGCCUCUGCCGCUCCGGCCGAUACAGGUGCUGUACCUGGACCUCCCUCAGCAUCAACUGGUGGUAAGAGUGGUGUCCAUUGGGAUCCUAAAAUACCGUCAAAGGAAGUCGCUACGACACCUUCAAAGUCUUCUCAAUCACCCAAAAUCAAACCUGCAACCGUUGCCGAUACUCCUGGUGCUCCUGCAAACACACCUUCUGCUCCUCCCGCUACGGACUUCGCCAAUGUACCCGUUGGACCUGAUCUUGUGACAGCCUCUCACCCUGUACUGCCCGUAGCGGAAGUCCCGAUGACUGUACCAGCUGCUACCGAAACCAAAGUCCAAGAAACAACCCACAAACCCGCUUCAGCCGGGAGUGGAAUUCUGAAAAAGCCUAAAUCGAACGAGAGUCUGAAGACUACCGCAACUCCUCCACCGGCCCAUGUCGACCAUCCUCCUACCCUGGAAGAUCUGCUGAUGGAAGGUAGAGAUCUCACCGCUCACCCACCCGGAACGACUGUUCAUGUACCUACUCAUCCAGUGGCUUCUUCCGGUUCCAACAAGCUCAAGAAGAAACCGCCAACUUUCGCCGAAGGUCCCGUUGCUGAUCCCGCCAAUGUGGUUAGUAGUAUUCCAGUCGGACCUCCUUCCGGAACUGGUACUCCUGCUCCAUCGAUGAAAGCACCCACACCUGCUCCUAUGACCAUGGAAGAGGUCGUCUUACCGGAUGGUCGAAAAGCUUAUAUACCCAGUAGACCAGCAAGUCAAGCUGCCAGUGCUCCUAAAGACGCUGCACCUCCAACUGGACUUGGGUCCGCUCCUCCACCUCCUGGUGAUCGACCAUCAACUGGUAAAAAGGAUAAAUCAUCCAUCAGUGCCGCAGAUAAGGAGAAGGGGUCUAUCGCUCAGAAAGAUACGACACACACUGGUAUACCAGCAGAGUCAGAAGUAGGCAGAGGCCAUUGUAGUGUAUGCUGUCCUCAUGGACCUAGAGCUGUCGGUGGGGUACCGAUCGAACCUUGUGAACACCAAGAUGGAAUAUUAGGUCAAGCUGCCAAACAGCAUACCGCACCUACCGGACCCAGAUCCAACAAGUCAGCCAAGAUCAUUAAACCUACUCCACCUGGAUCAUUGGGCUUACCACCUGAGACUGAAGCUGUUGGUGGGCCAGGAGAUGAAGUGCAGAUGGGUGACGUGGUUGGAUCAGGAGAUAAACCGAAAUCUGGCCCACCAAGUAAAUUGUCGAAAAGUCAGAAGAGUGACUCACCUGAGGAUGCUAUGGAAGAUGCUAGGAAACUAGCAGCUAAACAAAAAGCUGCAGCUGAACAAGCUGCUCUAGAAGCGGCCGAAAGGGAUGCGAAGUUGAAAGAGAAGGAAGCAAAAGCGAAACUGGCCGAAGAGAGGCAUCGUCAGAAUGUCGAGGCUUUGGCGAACUUACAGAAAGCACUUGACCUUCUCGCUACUGAUAGUAAAGCCACCAAGACAGCCAAUGACGAGAAGGCUAAAUCCCAAGAGAAGAGAAGAACGGAUAAAACAGCUAGAGAUAAGAAGAUCACCGAAGCUUUGGAUAAGUUGGUGCUUGAUAGGGAAGAAGCUAAGAAGAAAGAAGUUGUUAAUGAGAAGAAGCCUGGUACACAAGCUAUAUUGGAUGCCUUGGCCAAGAAGGGAGAGUCCGAAUCCGCUUUCUUACGAAAGCUUGCCCUCGAGAUCAUGGAACAGAAUUCUAACCAGCACACCCAAACUCAACAAGCUGCUAAAGCAGCUGCCAGGGAGCAAAUUGGUUUCAAUUUGGCUGGGUACUUGGAUGACUUCUCAAAAGCACUUUCUGGUGAAGUGCGAGUGCUUCUCAAAGAGGUCGGAGAUCUACGAGAAUCAAGAAGAGCAUUGUACAUGGAGUUGGCUGAAUUAUUGCUCAUGAAGGGUAGACAAUCCGCAGGUGAUUUGAUGGCUGUCAUACCAUACCCUGCUGGAGCACCCAAGAACCCUGCUAACCAACCUAAGAAGGAAGAGAAGAAGGAUGGCGGCGGUAACCAGAAUCAACAAGGUCAAGGAAAAGGUAAACCACCUGCUGGUGUACCUGCCUGGGCAGCUUGGCACCCUAUGAUGCCACCAGUCAUGGGCAGACCGUUACCUCAACCUGGUGGUCCACCACCUCCUAUGACAAUGAACAUGAGCGGAGGUAUGGUGCCUCCCCCUCCUCCAUCUGGUAAACCACUUCCUCAACCAUAA
Messenger RNA from Kwoniella mangroviensis CBS 8507, 11073 nucleotides. RefSeq lists its product as uncharacterized. The transcript is spliced from 26 exons. The record is from RefSeq and is a predicted model, not a curated record. Lineage: Eukaryota; Fungi; Basidiomycota; Tremellomycetes; Tremellales; Cryptococcaceae. Bases 1 to 11073 code for a protein of 3690 amino acids.